Messenger RNA from Babesia ovata, 6537 nucleotides. RefSeq names its product ribosome binding protein. Bases 1 to 6537 code for a protein of 2178 amino acids. The record is from RefSeq and is a predicted model, not a curated record. The transcript is spliced from 2 exons. Lineage: Eukaryota; Apicomplexa; Aconoidasida; Piroplasmida; Babesiidae.
AUGCAAAGCCAGGUAGCCAAAGAGCUGAAUGGGCGUAUUAAAAGCUUCUAUCGUAAUGCUAAUCAGAUAAAAAUCACAUCAGCGUUGUCCCGAUUCCUCGGUCGCGUUUCAGUUUUUUAUAAGAAAUUAUGUAAAUCCGCAGGUGGCGUCUACCAAGGCAAUACCAGCGCUAAACAUUUGACCGAAGCCCUCCUCGAAUGCGUUCCGAAGUUCCUCGCCGCUUUGUAUUUCUUGCUCUACAAGGUGGAUUAUAGAUUCGAUGCAGUGGGGGGAGGGAAGUGGAAGUAUAAUAUCCCCGGAGUGGAUGGAUGGAGGUGGUGGGGGCUUAACUACGGUGAGUGGGGAGGCGACAAGCUGCACGGUGAUGCCAUCGGUGUUGUGCCGGGAGGCUUCGAUGCAACCGAUUUGAAAGAGGGGUGGUACUACUAUUAUCACGGGGGUUAUUACUAUGCGGAAAAUAUGGUAGAGGACAUCAAGGCCGUUGUGGAGAAAAAAAGCAUGCACAAUUUUUUCCGCGACAUCUUCGUCACUUCCGUUAUUGCCUCUACCGGCUUGGAGCAUGUAAACACAGCGAACGCCAUCGGCUUGGUGGGCGUGUUUUGCGAGAUUGUAAAUGCGGAAGCAAACAAAAAUAGUAGCGGCGGACAGUUAAUACAAGCAUUGAAUGACGAUUUGAAAAAGCAACGAGAAUUUCAAGGCAGAUCCAUAGAUUGGGAUGAAUUGAAAAAACAUUGUUUUAAAAUUAAGAAUUCCUUAAUAGAUAAUCUUUUUGCCCGCAAAGGUUUUAAUCACACUGGUCAAUCUCCGGAUAUUAACAACCUCAAUCAGAUGGAAUUCGCAAAAAAGACGGCGCAGUGGUUCAGGAGUAAUUUGUUGAAAGUGCGGCAGGACUUGAGGCAAAGUCAGCGUCUAAACUACGCUUCCAGUGAGGUUCCGCUUAACUUUUUCGCCACCACAUUUCUUUUUCCUCACGGAUUCAUAUUUGGUAAAGGACGAUAUGGGACGCUGGGCAAGGAUCGAGAUACUUUGAAAAAAGAGUGGCCAAGUGUCGUUAAAGAACUUGAGCAAGACGGUCGCGGUCUGAAAAGGCUUGUAAGGAUUCUGAAAGGCGAGACGUCUGAAGAGCAAGGCGCCGGAGGGUCUCCUGGUGCAGAUGAAGAUUCAGAAGACAGCGAUUCAGAUGACGAUACAGCUGAGCCCUCAGGUGCGCCCCCUGGUCCAGGGCCUGAGCCAGCACCUGUGCCUCCACACGUGCCUUCAUCAUCAGGAACAUCCGGUGCUGGUAGCGGUAUAGGGCGUGGCCGUGGCCGUGGGGGUCGGGGUAGGGGUCGUGGGGGUCAUCGGGGUGGUGGUAGAGGAAAUCGAGGAGGUAGAGGUGGAGGAGGGGUAACAUAUAUAGUGCAGAAACGUAUAAAAACAUUCCGUAAAGGUGGUGGAGGUGGAAAAGGUCCGGACCGUUCUUCCGAACCCCAGCCAUCUCCUGGCGCAGUUCCCACUCAGACUUCAGCUUCACCAGGUGAGUCAGUGGUUAACACUGGACAAGAUAUCGCUGGCCAUGAAGAUGGAGAUCCCGAACUAGAUGAAGAUCUGCCGGCGCAUGAUGGUUCGGGUAUGGAGAAUCCCCGCAAUUAUAAUCAGCCACAAGAUCUGCUUGAUAGGGCAAAAGCCAGGGAGAAAAGAUUACAAGAUGCAAAGGAGCUUAAAGAGAAGGAAGAAGAAGUGGAGCGUGCCUAUGAAGAUGAAAUGCAACGACUUGAAGACGAGCGACGUGAAAGGCAGGAGGCUAUUGACGAGUAUUACAAUCAGUUGCAACAUUACCAGGAUGCAUUGACCGCUCUAGACGGAAACAGUGCCAUACCUCCAGAUCCAAUUGAUGUUUGGCUGAACGGCAACGUUUUGCAAGAUUAUUCUGACCUUUUAAGGCAACAAGCGGAUGUGGAGAAAUAUCACUACGCUGACCAAAAGCUACAUGACAGGUACGACAAGAUGCAGCGUAAUGCUUAUUUAACGGGAAACACUGGACCAAACUCCAAAGGUCUGUUGGGUCGCAUGGUUCCACAAGCUCUCGCCUACAAUGACCCCUUCACGGGUCACAUGGUAAAGGCGCCAGAACCUGUAAUCAGAUAUCCGCAAGCUCCAACUAUGCCGGAUUUUACAGGGCAGCAUAUUCCCAACGUUAAUUUAAAAUAUCCCUGGCCACCACCUCCCCCGAUCCAAAAAACGACUUCCCACCCGCCUCAGCCUACGGAACGCUUUCCAACUUACCUCCCUAAACAUGAUCAUGCGCCACAGUUACCAGACUCAUCGAUCAGCGGAAGUAAAAUAACCCCUGAUACAAUUCCAAAUGCCAGCAUCCCAGUGGAUCCUCGCGUUUCGGUGGCAUUUAUGCCACAAUUCACAGGUCAAGCUAUUUUGGAUCUUGAAGGAACACGUCGCUUCUCAAAUGUUGCUCCCACUUUCAAUAAUACUGGAAAACGUGCUCCUACUCCGAAUAAAUUGCCAGUCACUGUACAACUUGAAGACCAAUCUAUUGGGGAAAGCUUAAAAUUCUACGGCAGCACCCUGACAAGUUCCUCCAAAGAAGAGAUGACGCUUUGCCAUGUUGAAAAGAUAGAUCCUCCAGUUCCAGCAGUUCUGUUCAGUGGAUCGCCCACACCCGAUCCCAACUUGAAUUCUUCACAUAAUCCUACGGCUAUCUUGCCACCGCCUCCAGGUCUCGGGGGUGGCGAUAUAAUGAACAGUGAUACUGUUGGUGCGCAGCGUAUUGUCUCUUCGACCUCCACGCCUGCUCAGGAUAAAAGCGUUAAGGCUCCACACCCUCCGUCCCCUGGUGUCUCUGUUUCUACUGGUGGUCAGUUCCCGGCUGAGUCGGCAUCUCCAUCUUUUGACCAUAAUAGUAAAGGCGAUGAAGGCUCCCAGGUUGGUAAUGACGCAGAUUCUCCCGCUGUGUCAGCUUCCCAGUCACUUGGUUCAGGUGGUAGUCGGGGUCGGGAUGGACACGUGCCUCCAUCGGCCCACGACCUACGCGGUCCUCCGAUCAUCCUUACCGCUUCAGAUCCCGACAUAAGCAUCACCACUAGCAAGUCCACCACACAAGAUGCUCUGCCAAAUGGCAUUGGACGCGAUGGAGGAGACGGGACGACGGAAAGGGAGCCAGGUGGUAAUUCAAAGGGCCGGCCUUAUACAGAUAAAGAACAUGACAUGUCUGCGAACAUUUUAGCCGCCAAGGGUCUCACUCUUUCACCUUCAGACCCUUACUCAAUUGGCCUCUCUCGUCAGCCAGGUCGCCCGGGUACAACUUCACCUGGCAAGCCUGGUGCCCCGCCAGGUGAUGCACAUCCUCAGGCUUCAGGUGUUCCAAGCGCUGGAAAUGGUGACGAUUUGCGUGAUCCUAAAAGCCAGCCUGGAAAAGAUCCUGCAAAAGGAGAUGCUACAUCUCCCGCUGACAAGCCCUCUGGUACUGAUAAUGCUGGUUCUGAUUCUCCAACUCGAGAAGACCAGCAUGGCCGAGUGACUCCUGGUGACACUAUAUGGCAACGUGGUCAACCGUUAACUCGUGGUAAAGGGGACGAGCCAGUGUGGGAUAUCCUGGAUUUGGGCCAAGAUUGGGAUGCAGCGAAUGGAUCGGAUGAGGGGAAGGAUCCAGUGAGUGCUGGAGGGCGCCCACCCGCUGCCGCCACAUCACCUACCCUAACCCAGCAGCCUGAUGUUGCUGCUAAUGUUAGGAAUUCUAAUUCUCAAAAUGUACAGAUGCAAGAACCUGUGGAAUUAAAGUCUUAUAAAGGCCCCAAGGGGACUCUUAGUCCAACUCAUUCCCCCAGUUCUCUUAGACCCCCUGGUAAACCGAAUAACCAGGAUGCGGAUACACACGGCAGCAGUAAAAAUGCACUGCAACCAGGUGGCCCCCGGAGUGUUGCACGUAGUCGGUCUACGAGUGUUGGAAGUCGAGGUUCUCGGUCAUCUGGCGGCCAUCCUUCCAGUGAUAAGGGUGUAGGGGACCAUACGUCAUCUUCCACCGCUAAACCAAACACACGCGUCUUACAAUAUGGUAGAAGCUCACUUCCGCCUGCCGACCUCGCUUCCCUAUCUAGUGAGGAAGAGGACGAUGAAGCCGAUGGGCAAGAUGACGAUUUGUCAGUGCUGUCCCCCCCAAGAUUUCCCUCCAGAUCUCCUGUAGGUCCUGCCAUUCCUCCUAAGCCAGGUGCCGAAGGUCCCGGGUCAGAGGGCGGCGUUAAUUCUGAUCCACAGCCUGUCAGUCAUUCAGACCCGACGCAUCUUCCUGGAAGCAACAUUUCAAUUCCAGGCGUUUCGCCGUCUAGUGUGCAUAAUUACGGUGGUGGUCCAGGCCUGGUUGGCCAUCCGGUAGCGGAUCACAUGAAUGAGAAAGGAGGCAAAUCUCGGAUAUUGCAACAUGAAGAUGACGAGUUGAAGUUAUGGCAAAAAGUGCAGAAUAACUUUAAUACCUCAUCAACCGGAGUGUCUGCGGCUGACGCCAGAGGCCUACCGCAAUCCACGUUUCCCCCAGUUGUCGCACCUUAUGGUAUUGCAACAGGUUACCGCAUCAAGCUGCAAAGGAGUUCGCUGGGGCCACCGAAAUUUACAAUGAAGACAAUGUCAUUGCCACAGAUUCCGGACCUCACAGGUGGACACAUCACGGAUCAUAAUCUAAAUUCUCUUAUACCUCGGCCUCCAGUAGACAUCCAAGUUAGGAAUAUCAAUCCCAGGGAUAACAUAUUGAGUCCUGAUAUUACUCAGCUCCCCCCGCUGCCUGAAGUAGGAAAUAUACCAGCUCUCUUACCGGAUAUUAAUCACUCAGGCCCACCUCCAUAUCCUUCCAUGGGUCGUGACGGAAAUGACGAUGAACCCUCCACCUGGGGGAAUGUUAAGGAUUACGGUCAUACUAUUGACGUAAAUUCGGGUAUGUGCAUUGAUCCUCGGUACUACGAUGACGACCCUGAUACCCUGUCUGCCCUGCCCUCGCCCCCAAACACCGACCAUCUUCCCCCGCCCACCACCGUCCGGGGAAUGUUGUACUGGCUGCUUGGCCUUGCCGAAUUAGGGUAUAUUCCGAGAAUCAAGGAGCACGUUCAGGGUAUUUUGAAGGGAUUUAGUAAGGAUGUCUCCCAGCCUUAUAGUGCCCUCGAGGUCACCGGGCUGCACCCCCAACUGACCGCUUCCCUUGUCGCCGUGACCCUGAGCGAGGCGUGCCUAUACGCGGCCAGCGUCGUCUACGAAAUCAAAUAUUACCAUGAUUUCGAAGGUGUUACAAAUUUGAUGUUCGACUCAGAGUAUGGUCAGCUUUAUUAUUCUCUCGACUCCGCUUGCCUCCUCUGCCAGCUGCUGGACUACGUCUACGCCUGCCACCACCAGUUGACGUUCCUAAAGUCGCAGUGUUCUAGGCAUCAGUCACAGGGUGGUUGGCAAGAGUGUGAGUACGGCCACAAGGUCCACGAUUCUCCUCUCCAAGCCUUCCUGACUGACAGACAGGACUGCGCCUUCGAGACUUACCCCUUCGACCCGUACAACCUGUGCCUCAAGAGCCAUGUCAAGAUGGGAUUCACAAAGGAGGAUUUGCCUAAGAAUCGGCAAAUUGGCCGUAUCCUUUACUAUAUUCUCUCUCCCCAAUGCGGCCCCGAAGAUCCCUUGCUGAGAUUGUCGUCUUAUCUCAACUGCAUUACAAGGCGAACUCCGCGCACAACCGGGGAGCUCGUCUCCUUCUUCCACAAUGCUGGAAAUGUGCUGCAUGAUGCGGCUUCAGAAUUGUCCAAGCUGGGCUCCGCCCUCUCCAAGUCAUAUGACAACUGCCCCGACUGGGACUAUCUUCGUGGCGCCGACCUCCGAGCUAUCAGGGACGCUCGGGGCUCCGCCCCUCCCACCGCCACCGCCAACCACGACAAAAACCAUCCCAAGACCCUGUCCACACUACUUGGCUGCGACACCGAUAAUGCCAAGUGCGCACAACACAUCACGCCCAUCACCUACCGGGCCCAUUCCCUCUACUCGCCGAGCAUCGCCGACACCUAUCUCAGCUGGACGGUCUACCUACCCGACAGACUGUGGGAAUCACUGCUCAGGCUUCAUCAUUAUCUCAAGAAGCAUACGUGUUCCAAGUCCAAGCCCCUACACCAGUGUGACAAGGCCCUGCCUCUCCUCUACUGUCACGGGAUCAUGCCACCGGAGGGCAUAGGACACCCGUCACUCACGUGUACACAGGUCAUGAGCAAGCUGGAGGAAGUUGUAUCCGGUCAUCCUAUCGCUGACCUUAUGACCUGCAUGGACAAUUUCCUCAUCGGCAUCCGUGGUCCCUUCCUCUUUGCCAUCACAACGCUCUGGAUCAUCGCCACGCUCUACAUCUUCGGCGUACUCCUCUACCGUAUGGACGUGCUGCGCAUCCGCUCGCACCUCCUGCGCUCCAAGGCGUCUCAUCUCAUCGACGUCAAGGCCUUACUCUCAAAAGGCCGGAAGCUGCUGUCACUAUACCGCGACGUCGACUACUUCGACGACGAACCUAUGGGCCAACUUGGCGCCUCGCAAUAA